AUGACCAGAGACACCACACCUCCUCAAGAGACCGCUUCCACCACUGCUACUGCCAUCCACGAACCUCCAUCGCUCCCCGCUUCACCCCUUCCCAAACGAACAAAGACUGCUACAGCAGAAAAUAAUAGCAUUGCAGCCAUCAUGGGUUCUACCGACGGAAACGGUGUUGCAGUCACCUCCCUCUCCCAGCCUCAACCUCCUCUUCUGGUGAAGAAAUUGGUCGAAUCAGCCAAGGCUCCUACUCGUGGCUCCGCUUUCGCUGCAGGAUAUGACCUCUACAGCGCAAAGGAGACUGUCAUUCCCGCAAAGGGAAAGGGAAUGGUUGAUACUGGAUUGGCUAUUGCGGUUCCUGAGGGCACAUACGGCCGUGUUGCACCACGCAGUGGACUCGCCUCUAAGAACUUUAUCGACACAGGUGCUGGCGUCAUCGAUGCGGAUUACCGAGGCGAAGUCAAAGUGUUGCUCUUCAACUUUUCAGAUGUUGACUUCACCGUGAAGGAAGGAGAUAGAAUUGCUCAGCUUGUUUUGGAGAGAAUAUAUACCCCCGAUGUCGUUGUUGUCGAGCAAUUGGAAGAGAGCGUCCGCGGCGCAGGAGGCUUCGGCAGCACCGGCAAAUAG
Molecule: messenger RNA, 618 nt
Organism: Talaromyces amestolkiae
Lineage: Eukaryota; Fungi; Ascomycota; Eurotiomycetes; Eurotiales; Trichocomaceae
Exons: 4
Coding region: 1-618 (205 amino acids)
Biological process (GO): dUTP catabolic process; dUMP biosynthetic process
Molecular function (GO): magnesium ion binding; dUTP diphosphatase activity
Source: RefSeq, a predicted model, not a curated record